This is a messenger RNA of Aspergillus sclerotioniger CBS 115572, 1959 nucleotides long. RefSeq names its product putative prenylcysteine lyase. The record is from RefSeq and is a predicted model, not a curated record. NCBI's taxonomy places the organism in Eukaryota, Fungi, Ascomycota, Eurotiomycetes, Eurotiales, Aspergillaceae. Bases 196 to 1848 code for a protein of 550 amino acids. The transcript is spliced from 2 exons. Gene Ontology annotation, molecular function: prenylcysteine oxidase activity. Gene Ontology annotation, biological process: prenylcysteine catabolic process; prenylated protein catabolic process.
ACUCUCCCAAACAUCCUCUUGCCUCGCUCAAUUCUAGACCUGUCUCAUCUCAGCCAUCUACGUAAGAGGCGAUUGAGCAUGGUGUCGUGGCCUUGAGAUUUUCUAGCAGCGAAGAAGCGGUCUUCGAGCUCACUGUCGAUAGCAUUCCAUCCUAGCACUGAUAACUGAAAGCAAUCACUUCACACUCCAAUAUCCAUGGAUCUCUUUUCUAGCUCCAAAUACUUUUGGUACUCUCUUCAUGCCCAUGUAGUAUACUACCUUAUUGUUCUGUGUCUCUUCCCUCUCAGCAAUGCUGCCGAACAGCACCCACUGGGCCCCUUGGACAUCACGCCACCCAAGAGGGUCGCCGUGAUCGGAGCUGGAGCUGCAGGAUCCAGCGCCGCAUAUUCUCUGCGCAAGUAUGCAGAUGCCUCGCAAAUCCCCGUCAACAUCACCGUCUUCGAACGCUCUUCCUACGUCGGCGGCCGCUCAACAACAGUCAAUGUCCUUGACAACCCAGCAAUUCCAGUCGAGCUGGGGGCAUCAAUCUUCGUCGAAGUCAACCAUCACCUUGUCAACGCAUCCAAAGAACUUGGCCUUCAUGUUAACAGAGCCAGCCAUGCCCAGCCCCAAGAAACAGAAGACACUCUCGGCGUCUGGGACGGGGAACAGUUCGUAUUCGUGCUGAAGGACGCCUCCACCUGGUGGAAUGUUGCAAAGAUGAUUUGGAGGUACGGAUGGUCCCCGAUCCGGACCUAUCGCUUGAUGAAGUCAACUGUCAACAAUUUCCUCCAACUCUACGACGAACCCAUCUUCCCCUUCCAAUCCCUCACCUUGGCUACGGAAUCGGUAGGGCUGCUCAACACAACCGCUGUCUCUGGAGAGACUUUCCUCCAGAAGAACUCCGUAUCACCCGACUUCUCUCGUGAAGUCAUCCAAGCAAGCACCCGUGUAAACUACGGUCAGAAUCUGGGUCUGAUCCACGGCCUCGAGACAAUGGUUUGCAUGGCCACUGAGGGUGCAAUGUCCGUUGAAGGGGGAAACUGGCUCAUAUUUGAUGGAAUGCUCAAAUCCUCCCACGCUGACAUUCGUCUAAACCACACAGUUACAUCCGUUGACUGGAAUGUCAACGGCCCCUCAAAACUAACCUUCAGCGCAAAUAACAAGCCAGAAGAGACACUCGACUUUGACGAGGUCGUCGUCGCCGGUCCCUGGCAAUUCUCCGACAUCACCGUCACUCCACCACUCAAGAAAACCCCUGAUGAGAUUCCCUUUGUGACACUACACGUCACCCUCUUCUCCUCUCCCCAUCGCCUUUCGCCUAAACGCUUCGGCUUAACAGAACCCGAUGCCCACACUCCAGAGACAAUUCUCACCACCUUGCCUCACGGGACAGACCUAGGCCAAAACGAAGAAGGCGUCGGCCCAGCCGGAUUCUGGAGUAUCAGUACUCUCCGAACAGUCGUUGCGCCUGACCCAACUGAAGGGACGCACUACGUCUACAAGGUCUUCUCUCCAGAGCGACUAACAGCCGAUUUCGUACAAUCAAUUCUCGGCCUCGAGCACGAGCAGACACCCAACCGCAACACCACCAUCGGCGAUCUCUCUAAGCGUGAUAUAAGCUGGUUCCACGAGAAGAUCUGGCGUCCGUACCCGUUCGUCUAUCCUCGAGUUACGUUCGAAGACCCGCUCCUUGCCCCACAUAUCUGGUAUACGGGUGGAAUCGAGAGCCUCAUCUCCACAAUGGAGACGAGCGCUUUGAUGGGUAGGAAUGUAGCUGCUUUAAUGUCUAGGGACUGGCAGGCCCAGAAUGACAACCGAAAGGAGGAAUGGGCAGAUUCGUUCCGUGGCGAGAUGAUUGAACUGUGAAUGCACACUCCCAUUCAGAUUAUAUGCCAUGAGUGGUGUAAUGAAGAUAUAAUUAUAAGAAACAUUAUCCUAAAAUGUUACGGAAAGGCACAGCUACAUUCAAGACGUCUC